UUCUCUCUGAAACCACGUGCCAAACUCGUCGCAAAAAGAUGACGAUGUUUACGGUGACGUGGAAAGCCGACACUGGAAAGUAGCAUAUUUUGCGAACGAAACAGCGCGAUUUCACUUUAGAAAUGGCUGUUGAUAUCACUUUAUUAUUCAAAGCGAGUGUUAAAACAGUCAAAACACGAAACAAAGCCAUAGGAGUUGGGUUCGAUUCUACGAAAGAUGAAAUCUUUAAGAAAAGCAGACCUAAGAGUGGAUUUUCUACGAGAGCAAAGGAGGUGAUCACAAACAUCACCAAGCUGAAGGACUUUCUGCUGAAGCACAGGAGGGACUACGUCAACGCCGGCAGUCUGAUCUCAUCAGACCUCACCCGAAUGACAGACAGCGAGCGUGACCAGAUCGAUCAGGAUGCUCAGAUCUUCAUGAGAACCUGCUCCGACGCCAUCAAGCAGCUUCGAGCCGAGGCGGACAAGCAGGUCACCAGCGCUCAGGUGAAGGAGCACAGGGGAGCGGUUUUGGACCUGAUAGACGACUACCUGAAAAGCGUGUGCAAGCUCUACUCUGAGCAGAGAGCUAUUCGUGUGAAGAGGGUUGUUGACAAGAAGAGACUCUCCAGACUGGAGCCUGAACAGCACGGGGUGGUGGAGAAGAGUCCGGAGAAGGAGCAGGCCGAGGAGAAGGUGGUGAAGGAGGAGAACAGUGAGAAGGCGGUGCCAGACGUGCAGAAGACCGACGUGGGUCUAUGGGAGGACAGCCGAGUGGAGGAUGAGCUCUCCCCCGAGGAAAUCCAGAUGUUUGAACAGGAGAACCAGCGGCUGGUGAGUGAAAUGAGCAGUCUGGUGGAUGAAGUAAGGCAGAUCGAGGGGAAGGUGGUGGAGAUUUCACGGCUGCAGGAGAUAUUCGCAGAGAAAGUUUUACAGCAGGAGACCGAGAUAGACAGCAUUCACCAACUUGUGGUGGGUGCCACUGAAAACGUCAAAGAGGGCAACGAGGAUAUCAGAGAGGCUAUCAAAAACAACGCCGGGUUCCGGGUGUGGAUCCUCUUCUUCCUCGUCAUGUGUUCCUUUUCCCUCCUCUUCCUGGACUGGUAUGACGGUUAACCCGCGAGGCCGAGGGUUUCUUCGCAGGAAGUGACAUCACAGACUGACCCCAGCCCAUGUCGGGGGGGGAGACUCACAGGACGCUGCAUGCCUGCUGAAGUUCUGCCGUCACUGCUCUCUGUCGCACCUAGUAGAGACACACUGCCCCGUUGAGCAGAGCGCUGCCUUGUUUCCAGACUUUCUGGGCUUCCCUGUCCAUUUCCCUAAUGUACUCUACCUGCCCUUUAUAGCGCAGCGAAUAAAAUCUGGACAGAUUGUUUGCAAGCCAGAAUUGCUUAAGUGCAUUGGAAUUACCUGUAAUUAUGCCUAGAAGAAGAAUCUUCCUUGAUGGCCAUAUUUAAUUUAGCACAGAAUAAAAUAUUAAUAUUUUUAGUUUGACUUGUCACAUCUGUUCACGAAGUGAAAAUGUCUAGGUACUAUCGAUGAAUGCAUCCUCAUCCUUGUUAAUUUCAUAUCCUUUGGAAUUUUAACUAUCCAUCAUGGCUACAGCUGGAUUUUAUCCAUCAAAAACGAUUUAUUGGCUUACAGAGUACUGAAAAACUCCAGUAUGAAUUCGUAUUUGUAUUUGUAUGAGAACAGCACAGUUUAUUUAAUAAUUAAGUCACAUAACAAAAAGUAAAAUGCACUACGUACAGCAACUGACAUGGCAUUAAAACAUGAAUCUGUUCUGGUAAAACGACAGUGGAAUCAUUUCUAUUUUUAUUUUUAUUAUUUUUUAAUUCCCUGUUUUUGAUAUUUCAUAUAGUAGAAAUUAAUUUGUUCCUUUACAAGUGGUUCUGCUUAACAGGGGCUUGACACAGUGGUCCUCGGGUCCUCAAAUGUCUCCAUGCUAACUGGUCUGUUCAUUUCCAGGUCAGAGGUCAGGGGUGAAAUAAAUUCUUCCUUUCAGCA
Messenger RNA from Conger conger (European conger), 1985 nucleotides. RefSeq names its product syntaxin 18 (gene stx18). Gene Ontology annotation, cellular component: endoplasmic reticulum; SNARE complex; membrane. Gene Ontology annotation, biological process: intracellular protein transport; retrograde vesicle-mediated transport, Golgi to endoplasmic reticulum. The transcript has 11 exons. The record is from RefSeq and is a predicted model, not a curated record. Bases 123 to 1094 code for a protein of 323 amino acids. NCBI's taxonomy places the organism in Eukaryota, Metazoa, Chordata, Actinopteri, Anguilliformes, Congridae. Gene Ontology annotation, molecular function: SNAP receptor activity.